Messenger RNA from Megalops cyprinoides (Indo-Pacific tarpon), 2118 nucleotides. RefSeq names its product abl-interactor 1a (gene abi1a). The record is from RefSeq and is a predicted model, not a curated record. Gene Ontology annotation, molecular function: SH3 domain binding. Lineage: Eukaryota; Metazoa; Chordata; Actinopteri; Elopiformes; Megalopidae. Gene Ontology annotation, cellular component: intracellular anatomical structure; lamellipodium.
GUGGUGAAAUCGAGGCCAGGAAUCCCACAAUACCAGGCGAAGGAGCUCCUUUCGGGGGCUGAGCUUGUGGUUUUAAUCAAAGGGAAGGGAGAAGAAGCGAUGCAGAGACAUGUAAGAUGGCAGAGUUACAAAUGUUGUUAGAGGAAGAAAUUCCAGCCGGCAAACGAGCCCUGGUGGAGAGCUACCAGAACCUCACCAGGGUAGCGGACUAUUGCGAAAGCAAUUAUGUUCAGGCCCAGGACAAGCGGAAAGCCCUGGAGGAGACCAAAGCCUACACCACCCAGUCCCUGGCGAGCGUGGCCUACCAGAUCAAUGCCUUAGCCAACAAUGUGCUGCAGCUGCUGGACAUCCAGGCGUCCCAGCUGCGCAGGAUGGAGUCCUCCAUCAACCACAUCUCCCAGACUGUGGAUAUCCACAAGGAGAAGGUUGCCAGGCGAGAGAUUGGUAUUUUGACGACGAACAAGAACACAUCGAGGACCCACAAAAUCAUCGCCCCUGCCAACAUGGAGAGGCCGGUGAGGUAUAUCCGGAAGCCCAUAGACUACACCGUGCUGGAUGACGUGGGCCACGGGGUCAAGUGGCUGAAAGCGAAGCACGGGAACAACCAGCCGGCCAGGGGAGGAACACUAUCAAGGACCAAUCCACCGACGCAGAAGCCGCCUAGCCCGCCCAUGUCUGGGCGUGGUACCCUGGGACGGAACACACCUUACAAAACUCUGGAGCCCGUCAAGCCCCCCCAGGUUCCCAAUGACUACAUGACCAGCCCCGCCCGCCUGGGUAGCCAGCAUAGCCCGGGCCGCACCGCCUCCCUCAACCAGAGACCCCGAACUCACAGCGGCAGCAGUGGGGGCAGCGGCAGCAGGGAGAACAGCGGCAGCAGCAGCAUCGGCAUUCCCAUCGCAGUGCCUACACCCUCCCCUCCCACCAUGCCACCAGCGCCGCCCAUGUCCGCUCCCCCGGGAGCCCCUCCACCUCCUCCCCCCCCUCCUCCUCCACCCCCGCUCCCCGGCCAGGGCCCCCCCAUGCCAGCGUCUGCGAUAGCAGUGGCCCAGGGGCCCGGCCCAGGCCCCGUUCCCAUGUCCCAGUUCGGCACGAUAUCCCGGCAGAUGUCCCGGCACAACUCCGCCACCUCCUCCGUCUCCACAGCGUCGGCCACGGGGACGUACCGCCGCGCCCCCUCCGUCACAUCCCAGUUCACCGCUCAGCAGCCGCACAUUAACGGCGGCCCCCCCGUGUACCCCCAGAACUCAAUGUCUAUCGCCCCCCCUCCUCCCCCCAUGCCCCAGUUGACUCCACAGAUACCCCUCACGGGCUUUGUUGCCAGGGUGCAGGAGAACAUCGCGGACACGACUGCCCCCCCUCCCCCGCCUCCCCCUGACGAUGUCCCGAUGUUCGACGACUCUCCGCCCCCUCCCCCGCCCCCGCCGGUGGACUACGAGGAUGAGGAGGCGGCCGUGGUGCACUACAGCGACCCCUACGCCGACGGCGACCCUCAGUGGGCUCCCAAGACUUACAUCGAAAAAGUGGUGGCCAUAUACGACUACAGCAAGGACAAGGACGACGAGCUGACCUUCAUGGAGGGCGCCAUCAUCUACAUCAUCAAGAAGAACGACGACGGCUGGUUCGAGGGCGUGUGCAACGGUGUGACUGGCCUUUUCCCGGGGAACUACGUGGAGUCCAUCAUGCACUAUGCCGAUUGAAGGGACCACUGUCAUUGUCAUUCCUAGGCUGCAAAGAAAGAAAGAAAAAAAAAAAAAAAACAAAUCUGGCCUAUACAGCAGAGAUAAGUGCAUUAGGAUAUGACAGAAUGUUUGUUCCUUAUUGAAUUGCAAUUUAAAAAAAAAAAAAGAGAAAUAUCUAUUUACUAUGUUAUUUUUUUGUUGUGGGCAGAUUGGGGGAAUUAUAAGGUGUUACUAAGAUGAAAAUACAAUGAUGUGGUUGUCGCUGCAACAUACUUAUUUCAGACAGUUGUCCUACGACUUCAUUGUACAUAGUGUGAGCUGCUGCCAGUAGGUUGUCGGUUAGUGUUUUUCCUGUUAACGUCAAUCACAGUAUCCUGACCAGUCAACGCCGCAGGUGAACAUGUUAAUGUAGGGACUGUUUUUGUUAUGAAUCAGG